Sorex araneus (European shrew) is the source of this 3030-nucleotide messenger RNA. It is a transcript of the gene DRD5, whose product is annotated as dopamine receptor D5. Gene Ontology annotation, molecular function: G protein-coupled receptor activity; dopamine neurotransmitter receptor activity. Lineage: Eukaryota; Metazoa; Chordata; Mammalia; Eulipotyphla; Soricidae. The record is from RefSeq and is a predicted model, not a curated record. Bases 337 to 1665 code for a protein of 442 amino acids. The transcript has a single exon. Gene Ontology annotation, biological process: adenylate cyclase-activating adrenergic receptor signaling pathway. Gene Ontology annotation, cellular component: plasma membrane.
GCGGGGCGCGGGCGCAGCUGGUGGUGCGGGCAGCGCCGAGUCGCCCGCGGCCCCGGCCCCCGCCCCCUCGGCUCCCAGCUGCACGCAGCCGCGCACACCCGCACACCCGCACGCAGCAGCUCCGGGAACAGCCCCGCGGGCUGCGGCGGCUCCGGGCUCCCCACACCGACCCCGGAGGGCCGUUCCGCGGCCCCCUACCCGGAGGGGCUCCGGGAGGCGAGAGGGGUCCCCGCGCGCACGGUGAGCGCCCUCCGGGGCUCGGGUCGGGUUUUCACGAGUCGGGGGUCCGAUGGGGCGGCCGGGCUGAAGCUGGGACCUGGCGCCCGCCGCCCCGACAUGCUGCCCGCGGGGCGCAAUGGCACGGCAGAGCGGGCGCGGGCGGGGCAGCCGCAGCUGCGGGCGCAGGGGCCCGCCGCGCCGCUGGGGCCCGCGCAGGUGGUCACCGCCGGCCUCCUGACCCUGCUCGUCGUCUGGACUCUGCUGGGCAACGCGCUGGUGUGCGCGGCCGUCAUGCGCGGCCGCCAGCUGCGCGCCAAGAUCGCCAACGUCUUCAUCGCGUCUCUGGCGGUGUCGGAUCUCCUCGUGGCGCUGCUGGUUAUGCCCUGGAAGGCGGUGGCCGAGGUGGCCGGCUACUGGCCCUUUGGGGCCUUCUGCGACGUCUGGGUGGCCUUCGACAUCAUGUGCUCCACCGCGUCCAUCCUGAACUUGUGCGUCAUCAGCGUGGACCGCUACUGCGCCAUCUCCAGCCCCUUCCGCUACCAGCGCAGGAUGAGCCGGCGCGUGGCCUGGGUCACGGUGGGCCUGGCCUGGGCCCUGGCGGUCCUGGUGUCCUUCAUCCCCGUGCAGCUCCAUUGGCACCGUGACCCGGCCGGCUCCUGGCGCGGGCCAGCAGCUCCCAACGGGACGGCCGUGGCGGGCAGCUGCGACUCCAGCCUGAACCGCGCCUAUGCCAUCUCCUCGUCCCUCAUCAGCUUCUACAUCCCCGUGGCCGUCAUGCUGGUCACCUACUGGCGCAUCUUCCGCAUCGCGCGCGCUCAGACUCGCCGCAUCGCCGCCCUGGAGCGCGCGGCGCACGCGCGGAGCCUGGGCGCGUCCCUGCAGAGCGAGACCAAGGCCCUGCAGACGCUGUCGGUGAUCGUGGGCGUCUUCGUGUGCUGCUGGCUGCCCUUCUUCGUCCUCAACUGCAUGGUCCCCUUCUGCAGCGGCGCCGGCUUCCCCUGCGUGGGCGAGACCACCUUCGACGUGUUCGUCUGGUGCGGUUGGGCCAACUCCUCGCUCAACCCCAUCAUCUACGCCUUCAACGCCGACUUCCGCCGGGUGUUCGCCCAGCUGCUGGGCUGCGGCCGCCUCUGCCCUGGCACGGCCGUGCAGACAGUGGACCUCGGCCACGAGCUCACCCCCUGUGGCCAGGUCACCGCCGUCCACCGGGAGAUGGCGGCUGCCUGCAGCCAGGUGAUCCCCAACGCUGUGACCCCGGGAGAGCCCGAGUGGUCCCAGGGCGAGGAGGAGCAGGAGGAGGAGGAGGGGCCUUCUGAUCCCGUGUCUCUGGUCUCGGGCACCUCUCCAGAGCCGGAUGCCGUGGCCCAGUCUGCUUGGGAGCUGGACUGCGAGGGGGAAAUCUCCUUAGGCAGAAGAACGCCUUUCACCCCAGGGGGACUUCGCUGAGCCCCUGGUGGAGUGUGGACGGGCCUGUGAGCCCCACGGACACGCGUGCACUAGUGCACUCCUGGCAUCUCUGUAGAAUCCCAUGUGUGAAUUCACACGUCUUCCUGCACGCUGAUGCGGCGGGAGCAUCCGAAGACGUGUUUGUCACCAGCUCAGGGAUGCGUUUGCCACGAGCUCAGGCAAUGACACCCUGACCUGGCAGAGGGGGACCAAAGGAGCUUUUAGAGAAGAGGGGGAUGUGUUUGGUUCUUAAAACACAAAAGCAGAAACAAAAAACCUGGUCCUUAGCCUUUAUACAAUACGCUCUCCUCUGCCUGUGAUGUGUCUUGAGUAUUUGUAGUUUGAAAUCCUAGUUUACAGCUGUGCUCAGGGUUGCUGUGGGCUCUCGGGCGUCUUGCUCUCUGUGGGUGUGGUGUGAGGUUUCUGCCCUUGGCUCUGAUGCCCGGUGAACACCGGAGACGAGUGUGAUUGUGGGGGUGGGGAGUCCUGGAGCCACCGGGUGAGCACCUGCUGCCCCGGCCUGCCGCACACAGUUCUCUUCAGGACAGAUCGCUCAAAAAGGUGUCACAGGAGCUUCCAAUUUCUCUGAUUCGGCUUUUUGGUUUUAUUUUUAAACCUGUACUGGAAACUGACUUUAGUGCCACACAGACACAUCAAACAUGAACAACUCAUGCCAGAAUUCUAGCACAUUCUUUCCCACUGGGACCUGCACUUUUAAAUAAUCUAGCAGGAAACCUUUGCUCCAUUCCUAGAGAUAUGCUCUUAGGUGAUUGAAAGAGCGUGUGAAGAAACAGUAGCAAGAUCUUCCUAAGUCAUCAACCUGCGGUGCUUGAGAGCUAUGGGACUUCUGAUACACAGUAAUUCUCAGAAGGAUUCUGAAGCAUGUGAUGAUAUGUUCUGUAAAGCUUGCCCUGAUUUUUUUUGUUGUUUGCUUUGUUUUGGGGUCACAGCUGGUGGUGCUUAGGGGUUACUUCUGGCUCUACUCUCAGAAAUUACUCCUGGCAGUGCUUGGGGGGCCAGCGGUAGGGUGUUCGCCUUUCACAAGGCCGACCCGUAUUCAAUUCCUCUGCCCCUCUCGGAGAGCCCGGCAAGCUACCGAGAGUAUUGAGCCUGCAGGGCAGAGCCUGGCAAGCUACCCAUGGCAUAUUCGAUAUGCCAAAAACAGUAACAAUAAGUCUCAUAAUGAGAGACAUUACUGGUGCCCGCUUGAACAAAUCGAUGAGCAAUGGGAUGACAGUGACAGUGACAGUGAUAGUCUCAGGGAACCCUAUGGGAUGCUAGAGAUCGAACCCAGGGCACCCACAUGUAAGGCAGACGCCCCACCUGCUGUACUGUAGCUCCAGCCCCAAGGCCUGUCCUGUUUUA